GAAGAUGGCGAAGUGUUGACAAUAAGCCAUAUAUUCUUACCAAUAUUACUAUUUAUUGAACAAGCUGGGUAAAACAUUUUUUUUGUAAAGGUUUUUCAUCUUCAUAGUAGUUCUACAGUAGUUGUGACCGGUUUCACAAAACCAAGGGCUUAAAAUGUCUGAGACGAGUGGUUUGCGUCAACGGAUAAGCUCCGUCAUGGACAUUCUAACCUCCGCUGCGGUGACAGAGAUUUGCAAGUUAGUAGAGGAUUGUUGUGGAGCGUUAAGUGUAGAAGUCUCUCAAAGCAAAGAGCAAAUCAAAAUGCUAGAGAAGCAACUCAGCCUGACCGAGUCGAGGUACAUGUCGGUGAGUGGCAAAGGAGGUCAGACGCCUGUCAGCAGCGGCUCACCAAUAAACAACAGUCCUCCGGGCAAUUACCCCACGGCCAAUGUCGAUGAUGCGGACGACACUCACGAUGACAAAGAUUUCCAGCAGUUCAAUGUCUCUGAAGUGGAGUUUCUCCCUGAGCAGCCGCAUUGUAAGCAGGAGUUGAGCCCCAUCCUGGGGCAAGAUGACUGGAACCCCAUACAGAUUAAAGAGGAACAGGAGGAAUUCAGGAUCAUCCAGGAGGAGGAAGACUCUGUAUUCACUCCUGCCUUGGUGAAGAGUGACUAUGAUCAGUACUCAACUCAGUCCUCACAAACCCAAAGUGAUAAAUAUGAAGACAGAAUGGCCUCAACUGAACAGAUCAAAACAGAACCUAAGGAAGAUAAUUCCUCAGAGCCAACAAGUGACUCUCAUCCCCAGUGCAAAUUGAAGAAGACAUGGACAGAAAUAGGACAAAGCUCGAAGGAUAGAAAAACCAUGGAUCUAAGGUCACCAGUGCAAAUGAGUCACACAGAAGAGAAACCAUUUUGUUGUAGUGAUUGUGGUGAACGUUUCACUCAGAUGGGAAAACUGGAUGCUCAUAGGAAGGCCCACAAUGGAAAGAAACCGCAUCGCUGUGAUGAAUGUGGCAAAUGUUUUACUCAAAUUGGGUAUCUAAACUAUCACAGAAAGACUCACACAGGGGAGAAACCUCAUCGCUGUCAUGAUUGUGGCAAAUGUUUCUAUCGAGUUGGUGAUCUGACACUUCAUAUGAGGAUUCACACAGGGGAAAAACCACUUUGCUGCCAGGUCUGUGGCAAAUGUUUUGCUCGUCCUAGUAAUCUGAGGUCUCACAUUAGGAUUCACACAGAGAAAUGUUAUUCCUGUCAUUAUUGUGGCAAAUAUUUUCGGCGUAAAGAUAGUCUGACCGUGCACAUGAGGAUUCACACAAGGGAAAUCAUAUAAUUGUUGCUAUAGUAGCACAUCUUUCAGCACUGGCGGUAGUCACAUGAGUUCAUGUGAGGAUAAAUCACAUGAGCUAUAAACUAUAUCGCUGUCGGGAUUGUUGUAAAUGUUUCAAUAAUUGUAAGAAUAUGAGGAGACCAAGAGCAGGAACCACAUGCUACCAUGACUUGCAAAUAUUUCAUAACUGCCUUUCUUUAACAUUAGCUAGGUUUCCAUUCAAUUGGCGACAGAUAUUAAUGUGAAUAUUCUAAAUUCUGCAUAAAGAAAAUAUGCGCAUUUUCCCACCAGUUUCCACCAAGCAGACUUGUUGUGGAUAAAAAUCAGUGUGUGAUGACGUGGUGCACACAAUGUACAUUUUCGCUUAAGUUUUCAUGUACCAAAUCAAAAUCUAACUAUGUGAAUAGUUUUGUCACAAACUGUUGCUUUAAAUAGCAAAUGUGCCUACUCUGGUCUUGGCUCGUGCUCUCUAACCAACAGGUCGCAGAGACAGGGUAGGCUGUGCGGGUAGGCUAGCCUUCAUGAUGAGAUUUAUUAUGGAUAAGAGUGAGAAUAUUUUGUAUUCAUCGAUCUUCAUGUCAAUAAGACCCUCAAUAUUUUUGAGAAAGGAGCAUCAAGCUCAUACCAUGCACUUUCACCACCCUGUGAAGUUCAUCAUAACAUGACGCGUUCUACUCUGAUUUAGUCAUCGUCUCCUGUGUUCCUGACCCUGAGUUGGCUCUAGAAAAUGUAUUCUCCAUAUUUAUUCCUCUGGCAGAUACACACACCCUUUUUAAACAAUUCAGAGUCAAAGAUUGAUCUAACCCUUGGCCUGUAUCUGAGCUCAUUCAGAUGAGAAAUCAGGCCUGGGCCAAUUCAAGGAAACUAACUUUGUAGUGGACUGACAAUCUUUCAGACAAUUGAGAAACAGAUGUCCUAUCUCGAUUUCAGAAGCUUAAUCAAGCAAUCUCUGACUCUGCUGGUGAUCCUUCUAAGUUUUGGAAAACAGUCAAUGUGCUGAAUAGAACACAUUCCUCUUCUUCCGUGCCAAGGCAGGCCUCUGGCAUCAUAACUGAGAACAAUGGGAUAAGUGAUGCUUUUAAUCAUCUUUUUUAUCUCGGCAGGCUUUUUACUUGAGAAAAACUGGUUUAAUUGAUCCUGGUAAGUCAAUCAACUGCUCUUCCCUCUGCCAGCCUCCAGCUGACACGACUGUUAACCCGUCAACUUAUAGUGAAUCUUUGUUUAUUUCAACAAUUUACUAUCUGUGAUGUACUAGAUGCUUUGCUUAAGAUUGAUGUGUAAAAAUGUUUUUUUUUAAUAAUAAUAUUAAAAAAUCCCCUGGGGCUAAUAUGCUUGAUCCAUUUUUGCUGCAGUUCUCUGCCCCCCUGAUUGCUGAAUUAUUAACCCAUCUUUAUCCUGACCAUUAUACAGUGGGACAAAAAAAGUAUUUAGUCAGCCACCAAUUGUGCAAGUUCUCCCACUUAAAAAGAUGAGAGGCCUGUAAUUUUCAUCAUAGGUACACUUCAACUAUGACAGACAAAAUGAUACUUUUUUUCUCUCCAGAAAAUCACAUUGUAGGAUUUUUAAUGAAUUUAUUUGCAAAUUAUGGUGGAAAAUAAGUAUUUGGUCAAUAACAAAAGUUUAUCUCAGUACUUUGUUAUAUACCCUUUGUUGGCAAUGACAGAGGUCAAACGUUUUCUGUAAGUCUUCACAAGGUUUCCACACACUGUUGCUGGUAUUUUGGCCCAUUCCUCCAUGCAGAUCUCCUCUAGAGCAGUGAUGUUUUGGGGCUUUUGCUGGGCAACACGGACUUUCAACUCCCUCCAAAGAUUUUCUAUGGGGUUGAGAUCUGGAGACUGGCUAGGCCACUCCAGGACCUUGAAAUGCUUCUUACGAAGCCACUCCUUCGUUGCCCGGGCGGUGUGUUUGGGAUCAUUGUCAUGCUGAAAGACCCAGCCACGUUUCAUCUUCAAUGCCCUUGCUGAUGGAAGGAGGUUUUCACUCAAAAUGUCACGAUACAUGGCCCCAUUCAUUCUUUCCUUUACACGGAUCAGUCGUCCUGGUUCCUUUGCAGAAAAACAGCCCCAAAGCAUGAUGUUUCCACCCCCAUGCUUCACAGUAGGUAUGGUGUUCUUUGGAUGCAACUCAGCAUUCUUUGUCCUCCAAACACGACGAGUUGAGUUUUUACCAAAAAGUUCCAUUUUGGUUUCAUCUGACCAUAUGACAUUCUCCCAAUCUUCUUCUGGAUCAUCCAAAUGCUGUCUAGCAAACUUCAGAUGGGCCUGGACAUGUACUGGCUUAAGCAAGGGGACACGUCCCGCACUGCAGGAUUUCAGUCCCUGGCGGCGUAGUGUGUUACUGAUGGUAGGCUUUGUUACUUUGGUCCCAGCUCUCUGCAGGUCAUUCACUAGGUCCUCCCGUGUGGUUCUGGGAUUUUUGCUCACCGUUCUUGUGAUCAUAUUGACCCCACAGGGUGAGAUCUUGCGUGAAGCCCCAGAUCGAGGGAGAUUAUCAGUGGUCUUGUAUGUCUUCCAUUUCCUAAUAAUUGCUCCCACAGUUGAUUUCUUCAAACCAAGUUGCUUACCUAUUGCAGAUUCAGUCUUCCCAGUCUGGUGCAGGUCUACAAUUUUGUUUCUGGUGUCCUUUGACAGCUCUUUGGUCUUGGCCAUAGUGGAGUUUGGAGUGUGACUGUUUGAGGUUGUAGACAGGUGUCUUUUAUACUGAUAACAAGUUCAAACAGGUGCCAUUAAUACAGGUAACGAGUGGAGGACAGAGGAGCCUCUUGAAGAAGUUACAGGUCUGUGAGAGCCAGAAAUCUUGCUUGUUUGUAGGUGACCAAAUACUUAUUUUCCACCAUAAUUUGCAAAUAAAUUCAUAACAAAUCCUACAAUGUGAUUUUCUGGAUUUUUUCCCCUCAUUUUGUCUGUCAUAGUUGAAGAGUACCUAUGGUGAAAAUUACAGGCCUCUCAUCUUUUUUAAGUGGGAGAACUUGCACAAUUGGUGGCUGACUAAAUACUUUUUUUGCCCCACUGUACAUGGACUUGAAAUGGCCACUUUAAUAAUGGAACACUAGUCACUUUACUCAUGUGUAAUGUUUACAUACUGCUUUACUCAUCUCAUGUGUAUAUACUGUAUUCUAUUCUACUGUAUUUUAGUCUAUGCCACUCUGACAUUGCACAUCUUAAUAUUGAUAUAUUCCUUAAUUCCAUUAUUUUACUUUUAGGUUGUGUGCAUUGUUGUGAAUUGUUAGAUAUUACUGCAUGGUUGGAGCUAGAAACACAAGCAUCACCACACCUGCAAUAACAUCUGCUAAACAUGUGUAUGUGACAAAACAUUUGAUUUGAUUUAACUCGCAUAAAAACUGUGGAUGGAAAUGUAGCUACUGUGUGUGAGACAUUCACACAGGAGGAAUCUUACAAGUGUCUGUCAAAUGCUUAAGUGCCAAAAGUGCAUUGAAUAGUCUUUAGAGAAUAAAAACUAAGAAGAAACUA
Oncorhynchus nerka (sockeye salmon) is the source of this 4779-nucleotide messenger RNA. Its product is annotated as gastrula zinc finger protein XlCGF48.2-like. The transcript is spliced from 2 exons. Lineage: Eukaryota; Metazoa; Chordata; Actinopteri; Salmoniformes; Salmonidae. Bases 155 to 1312 code for a protein of 385 amino acids. The record is from RefSeq and is a predicted model, not a curated record.